GGGCAACCGGCGGCUGGUGUGUACACUGUAUGUUCCAUGUAAUGAUAUAGCCGGCAGUGUGAGCAACACGGAGAGGGGACCGGUGUGAAUUAUGGCUGACACAGAUAUUAUCCGUGUGUCGCCUGAGCUUCUCCCCGUGGACACUUCAGUUCAGUCAUCAGAAGAUGUAGAGACUCGUCCUGGGAUCAGCAAAUAUGGAGAAGGUGAAGAUGCAGAACACGGCCCGUCCUCCUCACCUGCUGAAGAACAUCUAGAUCUGAAACCCAAUUUAAAGCAGAAGCUUGUGCAGAGCCUGCUGAGCCCGGAGAUGUGGACAGCCGAGCUCGAUGCCGCCUUGGACCGCUUUGCAUCGGACGUCACACAGGAGACCCUGUCUGUGUAUUUUGACUCUCACACUGGCCUACAUGUAGAGCCCAAUAUGCCAGCACAGAACGUGGAGCAGUUAAUUUUCUUCAUCAGGAAGGAGCGGGUCCCUCUAACCCCUGAGAACCUGGAAGAGAACCUGCAGUUCGGGUCUCUGCGGGGGUCCUACAUUGUAAGCCUGCUGAGGAUCAUGAACGGCAUCUAUGCCCCCUACAUCUUCAGUGAUGCCAGCUGGCCUGAAAGCAUCCGAAAUGACUUUUUGGCCCAUUUCCACCGGUUCUUGGCAGCACUGACAGACACCAGGUAUAAACUGCAGGGACAUACUGUCCUGUACAUCCCCAUCGAAGCCAUGAACCUAAAAGCUGAGGAGGUUGUGAAUGACAAGGAGCUGGUUCAGAGGCUGGAGACUGCCAUGGUGCACUGGACUCGUCAGAUCAAGGAGGUCCUGAGUGCUCAGGAGGCAGUGGAGAUGCGGGAGAGCUCGGGACCUCUAGAGGAGAUAGAGUUUUGGAGAGACCGCUGUGCUGACCUGUCGGGGAUAAGCACGCAGCUGGACAAGCCUGGGGUGAAACACAUUGAGCGCAUCCUGGAGCUGGCCAAGUCCUCCUAUAUAGGGCCUUUUCAGAAGCUGUCCAAGCAGAUCCAGGACGGCUCCGUCCAGGCUCAGUCCAACUUGAGCUUCCUGUCUCUUCUGAAGCAACCAUUUGAAGAGAUGAUGUCCCUCAAGAUCAAGGAGAUUCCCAGCAAACUUCCUCAUCUCCUCAGCCUCGUCCGCAUCAUUUGGGUCAACUCGCCCUACUACAACACACGGGAACGCCUUACCUCACUUUUUCGGAAGAUAAGUAAUGAACUGAUCCGACUCUGCAGCCGAGAAAUCUCCUUGGAUCGGAUCUUUGAUGGUUACAUCACGUCAAGUCGCCACGUGUUACAGGACUGCAUCCAGUGCGGCGCGGCCUGGAAGGAGCAGUACACCAGGGCGGCACAGCUCCACCACAGGUUUUCCAAGGUUGGAUGGGUUCUGGACCAAACAAGCAUCUUUGCUCAAGUGGAUGCCUUUAUACAGCGCUGCAAAGAUCUCCUGGAGGUAUGUUUGUGUCAGCAGCAGUUUGGGCGCUGGGAGGAUGGAGAACAAACCCCACUUCCUUGCUUCCCGGGGCAGGGCGGCCCCCAAAUCACCCGCAACCUGCUGGAGAUUGAGGAGACCUUUCAUAAGAACCUAGCACUUCUAAAGUCUGUGAAGAAGACCAUACUGGGUGUAAAGAACACGUCUUGGCAUGAGGACUACAACAGAUUCAGAGCUGCUGUAAAGGACUUGGAGGUAAUGAUGCAGAAUCUCAUCACUACGGCCUUUGAGACGGUACGUGGAGUGGAGCAGGGUGUGGAGCUGCUGGGCAUCUUCCACCAUUUGUCAUCACGAGAGGCCAUAAAGCGUACAUUUGAUAAGAAGACGGUCCAAGUCUACGAGCUGUUCAAGAAUGAGCUCGAUCUGGUGAACAAGGAGCUAGGGAAGAAGGUCCCUACGGUGGCCCCUCACAUGUGUCGCUACGCCGGCCAGGCUCACUGGGCACGGGCCCUGAAGAGGCGAAUCGACCGCCCUAUGGAGAGCCUGUCUAAUGCCCACUUCAUGCCACGCAUUGGCGUCGGAGAGGAGAGCAUUCAGGAGUACCAGCAGCUGGCACAGAAGCUGGAUGAGCUGGUGAGGAAGGUCUUCACCGAAUGGUCACAGUCAGCCGACAAACAGGCCGCAAAGCGACUGGAUAUCCCACUCAUGGUCCGCAGUCAGGAGAAGAUUGGCAUGUUGGAUGUCAACUUUGAUAAGAACCUGCUGAAAAUGUUUGUGGAGAUUUACUACUGGGAGCGGCUUUUAUUCGAGGUACCGCACUAUGUGCUGGACAUUUAUCAGAGGAAGGAGGACCUCAGGAACCUACGUGAGAAUGUUCUGCUGGUGGUGCGGGCCUACAACAGGAUUAUAGCAGCUCUGUCUCCAGAGGAACGUGGACUGUUCAGAGAAAGAAUCCGCUUCUUGGACAAAAAGAUCCAACCUGGUCUCACCAAGUUACACUGGUCAUCCAAAGGAGCAUCAAAUGCCUUCAUCAAUGACUGUCUGCUGCAUGCUAGCAAGAUACAACAAAUUGUGGACAAUUACAAAGCCUCCAACCUGAACAUUUCCCGCUGCGCCCAGAUGAUAAGCGAGACGCUGCUGCUCCAUAUUGAUGGCAAACGGGUCUUCCGAGACCUGGAGUUUCAGGAGGUGCAGGAGGAACACCGGAGGAUUGUGCAUGGUCGUCUGCAGAACCUCCAUGAUGAGAUCUGCAGCCUCAUGAGGGCCACCUAUGAGGUCUUCAGAUUGGACGGCCCUGAGGUCCAGCAGCACUGGGUGAACUAUACUGAGAAGACGGACCGCCUGAUCGAAGAAGCCUUCAGGCUGAACAUCAAGUGGUCUCUUCAGGAGUUGUCAAAGGCCAUUAACGGGGACACCAAAACCACCCAGAGCCCCCUCUUCCGUGUCAUGGUCAUACUACAGAAUGACAUCCCCGGGUCCACAGCCGAGGUGGAGUUCUCUCCCACCCUCUUGCAGCUGGCCAACAUCGUCAGUAGUGUCAGCUCGGAAAUCUUCACCACGGUGUCCAAGUUCAGGAGGCUUCCAGACAUCCUGACUAAGAAGAAAUCCCAGCGGGACCUCAUACACGCCAUCUUGGAACGGGAUGAAGAAAUCAAGAAGAUCCAGGCUCAGAUCAGCGCAGGAAUGGCCACCAAUGCUUCCCUCCUCCAGGCUUACUUGAAAACUUGGGACUCAUUCCGGAUGAUUUGGGAGCCCCAAAAAGAUACGCUGAUCCGUCGAUACCAGAGACUUAACCCCAUGGUGUCUGCAUUUGACGCCGACAUUGCACGAUACACCGAGCUGGCCAACAACGUCCAGAAGCAGGAGACCGUGCAGAACAUCCAGUUCGUCAUGCUGGACUGCAGUCAGCUGAAGUUUGCCUUGGUCCAACAUUGCAACGAGUGGCAGAACAAGUUCACCGGUCUGCUGAGGCACAUGGCCACCGAGAAGCUGAUGGAGCUUCAUGCCUACCUGAGUGAUAAUGCUGAGCGUGUGACGAAGCCUCCCCAAACUCUGGAGGAACUGUCCCAGAGCCUGACCCUAUACGACACCCUUCAGAAUGAGCUCUCCAAGACGGAGAGUCAGAUCAUGCCAAUCCACGACCAGUUUGAAAUCCUUAAGAAAUAUGAGGUGGUUGUGGAGGAAUCUGUCCUCCAGAUGUUGGACUCCCUGAACAAGGUGUGGCUGUCCUUCCAGCAGAGCCUCAUAGACAGCGAGUCCAUGCUGAAAAAGUCCAAAGAGAAGUUCAAAACCGGUCUCAUCCACACCGCCGAGGAGUUCAAGAAGAAGUCUCGAUCAAUUCUGGAGGAAUUUUCUGACAAGGGUCCAUUCUCCAGCUCUGUGGGAUGUGAGAUGGCCUUGGAGCAGAUCUCCACGUUCCAUAAUAUGAUGGACACCCUGAAGGAGGAGGAGAACACCAUCCGCUCCGGUCUGGGCAUGUUUAAGAUAGAACAUCCAAGUUCCAAGGACAUCCAGGCCCUGGAGAAGGACCUGGAUUCUCUGCAGCUUGUGUGGGAAGCCACCAAAGAGUGGGAGCAGAACUGGGGGGAGUGGAAGCGCGGCCGCUUCCUCACCCUGCAGACCGAGGAGAUGGAGAACACGGCACAGGGUCUGUACAGGAGACUCACCAGACUGAGCCGGGAGCUGAAGGACAAGAACUGGGAGGUGCUGGAGACGGCCAGGAGUCGCAUUGACCAGUUCAAGAGAACCCUGCCCCUCAUUGUGGAUCUGAGGAACCCAGCUUUACGGGAGAGGCACUGGACACAAGUGAAGCAGGAGGUCCAGCGGCCAUUUGACCAGGGAGCCGAUGACUUCACAUUGGAGAAAAUCGUGGAACUUGGGUUGGACCAGUUCGUGGAGAAGAUCAGCGAAAUCUCCAUGGCAGCCACCAAAGAGUUGUCCAUAGAGCAGGCUCUGGAGAACAUCUCAAGAACCUGGGAGGAGACCCUGCUGGACAUUGUGCCCUACAAAGACAAGGGUCACCACCGCCUGAGAGGGACAGACGAAGUAUUCCAAGCCUUAGAAGACAACCAAGUCAGCUUAUCGACCAUGAAGGCAUCUCCGUUUGUGAAAGCUUUUGAGCAAGAUGUGGACCGGUGGGAACGCUGCCUUUCCCAUAUCUUGGAGGUCAUCGAGACAGUCCUUACUGUGCAAAGGCAGUGGCUGUAUCUGGAGAACAUCUUCAUGGGAGAAGACAUUAGGAAGCAGCUUCCUCAGGAGUCAGCAGAGUUUGAUGAAGUAAACAUCAACUGGAAGACCAUCAUGGGCCGACUGAACAAGGACAACAACGCCCUGCGAGGCACCCAUCACCCAGGUCUGCUGGAGAAGCUGGGGGAGAUGAACCAGGUCCUGGAGGGAAUACAGAAGUCACUGGACAUGUACCUGGAGACCAAACGGCACAUCUUCCCCCGCUUCUAUUUCUUGUCUAACGAUGACCUGCUGGAGAUCCUUGGCCAAUCCCGGAAUCCUGAAGCUGUCCAGCCACAUCUGAAGAAAUGCUUUGAUAACAUUAAGUCCCUGAAGAUCCAGAAGGUUGGAGUGAGCAAUAAGUUUGAAGCUGGAGGGAUGUUCUCUGCAGAGGGAGAGCAUGUGGAGUUCACCUAUCCUGUGCUAUUAGAGGGUCCCGUGGAGGCCUGGCUCUGUGACAUCGAGAGGACUAUGCGCUGGACCUUGAAGGAAAUUCUAAGGAACUGCCGACUGGCGCUGAAAAAAAUGUCCAGCAAGCGGGACAAGUGGGUGAAGGAGUGGGCAGGACAGGUGCUGCUCACCUCCAGUCAGAUCCAGUGGACCACAGAUGUGACCAAAUCUCUGGUGAUGGCCAAGGAGCGCGCCGACAAGAAGUACCUCAAAGUCAUGAAGAAGAAGCAGAUCUCUAUGCUGAACAAAUACUCCGAUGCCAUCCGGGGAAACCUGACCAAGAUUCUGCGGCUGAAACUGGUGGCCUUGAUAACCGUGGAGGUCCACGCCAGAGACGUCAUUGAUAAGAUGAUUAAGAGCAGCUGCAUGGACGUCUCCUCCUUCGAAUGGUUAAGUCAGCUGCGUUUCUACUGGGAUAAGGAAAUUGAUGACUGUCUCGUUAGACAGACUAACACUCAGUUCCAGUAUGGAUAUGAGUACCUGGGGAAUUCUGGACGCCUGGUGAUCACUCCUUUGACUGACAGGUGUUACAUGACUCUCACCACCGCCCUGCACCUUCACCGCGGAGGAUCUCCUAAGGGCCCUGCUGGUACCGGAAAGACGGAGACGGUGAAAGAUCUGGGGAAGGCUCUGGGGAUGUAUGUGAUCGUGGUGAACUGCUCUGAAGGCCUGGACUAUAAGUCCAUGGGCAGGAUGUACUCCGGUCUGGCUCAGACUGGCGCUUGGGGUUGCUUUGAUGAAUUCAACCGCAUCAACAUUGAAGUCCUGUCAGUGGUCGCCCAGCAGAUCCUCUCCAUCUUGUCUGCGCUGGCCUCUAACCUGACCCGAUUUGUAUUUGAGGGCAGAGAGAUCAACUUGGUGUGGUCUUGUGGUAUCUUCAUCACCAUGAACCCAGGCUACGCCGGCCGCACCGAGCUCCCCGACAACCUCAAGUCCAUGUUCAGACCCAUCUCCAUGGUGGUUCCAGACUCCACUCUGAUCGCAGAGAUCAUCCUGUUUGGAGAAGGGUUCAGCAACUGUAAGCUCCUGGCUAAGAAGGUCUACACCUUGUACUCCCUGGCCGUGCAGCAGCUCUCCAAGCAGGACCACUAUGACUUUGGGCUGAGAGCCCUGACCUCGUUGCUGCGGUACGCUGGAAGGAAGCGCAGAGUCCGGCCAGACUUGUCUGACGAGGAGAUCCUGCUGAUGUCCAUGAAGGAUAUGAACAUCGCCAAGCUGACCUCAGUCGACCUUCCUCUGUUUAAUGGGAUCAUGCAGGAUUUGUUCCCCGGGAUCGACACUCCACCUGUGGAAUACGGAAAGCUACGUGAACAGAUCGAACAAGAGCUUCGUCUCUCCGGCCUGCAAGUUACGCCUUUCACGGUCACUAAAGUCAUCCAGCUGUACGAAACAAAGAGCUCCCGCCACUCCUGCAUGAUCGUGGGGAGGACAUGCAGUGGAAAGACCACUACGUGGCGCUGCCUGCAGGCAGCACUAUCUGCACUCCACCGCGGCGGGGACACUAACUACAAUCUUGUGCGGGAUUUCCCCUUGAACCCUAAAGCCGUGUCACUGGGGGAGCUGUAUGGAGAAUACGACCUGGCGACCAACGAGUGGACAGACGGCAUACUCUCCAGUCUCAUGAGGACAGCCUGUGCAGAUGAGAAGCCAGAUGAGAAGUGGAUCGUGUUUGAUGGCCCUGUGGACACUCUGUGGAUCGAGAGCAUGAAUUCUGUAAUGGACGACAACAAAGUCCUGACUCUCAUUAACGGGGAGAGGAUAGCCAUGCCCGAGCAGGUGUCCUUGUUGUUUGAAGUGGCCGACCUUGCAGUUGCCUCUCCAGCUACGGUAUCACGUUGCGGUAUGGUGUACACGGACUAUACCAGUCUAGGGUGGAAGCCAUACGUCCAGUCCUGGCUGGAGAAGAGAGGAAAGGCAGAAGCAGAGCCGCUGCAGCGCAUGUUCGAUAAGUAUAUUGGGCGUAUUCUAGAUUACAAGAGACUUAACUGCAAGGACCUCGUCCCACAGGAAGAGACCAGUGGGGUCAUCUCUCUCUGCAAACUCUAUGACUCUCUUGCCACACCUGAUAAUGGGGUGAACCCCGCUGACUCGGACAACUACAGCCGGAUGGUGGAGCUCUGGUUCUUAUUCUGCAUGAUCUGGUCCGUCUGUGCGUCAGUGGAUGAAGAUGGAAGGAGGAAAAUCGACAACUUCCUGAGAGAGCUGGAAGGAAGCUUCCCCAACAAGGACACUGUGUAUGAAUAUUUUGUGGAUCCCAAAAGCAAGAACUGGCUGAAUUUUGAGGAGCGGCUGCCGAAGAGUUGGAGGAUCCCGGCCAAUGCCCCAUUCUACAGGAUCAUGGUGCCCACAGUGGACACCGUCCGCUACCAGUUCAUAGUAAAUGCCCUGGUCUCAAACCAAAGCCCGGUGCUACUUGUCGGGCCGGUGGGUACUGGGAAGACCUCCAUCGUUCAAAGCGUCCUGCAGUCCUUAGAUGCUAAUAAGUGGGCGCUGCUGACGGUGAACAUGUCCGCACAGACCACAUCCAACAACGUACAAAACAUUAUUGAAAGUCGGGUGGAGAAACGAACAAAGGGCGUCUACGUCCCCACGGGGGGCAAGCAGCUCCUGACCUUCGCGGAUGACCUCAAUAUGCCGGCCAAGGACACAUUCGGAUCACAGCCACCUCUCGAGCUCCUUCGCCUCUGGAUAGACUAUGGUUUCUGGUACGACCGUCAGAACCAGAGCAUCAAAUAUGUGAAGGACAUGCUCAUUAUGGCUGCGAUGGGUCCUCCUGGAGGCGGCCGUACAGCUAUUUCUGGCCGGCUGCAGAGCAGAUUUAACCUGAUUAACAUGACCUUUCCCUCAGAAUCUCAGAUUAAGCGCAUCUUUGGAACAAUGUUGAGCCAAAAGCUGCAGGAUUUUGAGGAGGAGGUGAAGCCGGUUGGAGACAUAAUCACCCAAGCAACGAUAGAAUUAUAUAACGCCAUUACCCAAAGAUUCCUGCCCACCCCGGCCAAGAUCCACUACUUGUUCAACCUGCGGGACAUCUCCAAGGUGUUCCAGGGAAUGCUGCGAGCCCACCGGGACCUCCAUGACACUAAGCAUUCCAUCACCAGACUGUGGGUCCACGAGUGCUUCAGAGUCUUCUCAGACAGACUGGUGGAUUCUUCGGAUACUGAAGCGUUUACUGGGAUCCUGAGCGAAAAGUUGGGCUCUCUGUUUGACCUCACCUACCACAACCUGUGUCCCAGCAAACACCCACCUGUGUUUGGUGACUUUAUGCGGGAGCCUCCAGUGUAUGAGGACAUCACAGACUUCAAUGCCCUGAAGACGUUCAUGAUGAAUCAGCUGCAGGAGCAGAGUCAGCAGCCCGGUGCCAGCGCCAAGAAGCUGGUCUUGUUCACAGAUGCCAUCCAGCAUGUGACCCGCAUUGUACGUGUAAUCGGUCAGCCGAGAGGAAAUAUGUUACUGAUCGGCAUUGGGGGCAGCGGGCGGCAGAGCCUGGCUCGCCUAGCGGCCUACAUCUGUGACUAUAAGGUCUUCCAGCUGGAGGUGACUCGAGGCUACCGUAAGCAGGAAUUCAGAGAAGACAUCAAAAAACUGUACCGCCUGGCAGGAGUGGACGGCCGACCCACCGUUUUCCUCCUGACGGACACGCAGAUCACCGACGAAUCCUUCCUGGAGGACGUGAACAACGUGCUGAGCUCUGGAGAGGUCCCCAACCUCUAUAAAGCCGAUGAGUUUGAAGAGAUCAAGACCAUUUUACAAGAAAAAGCCAAAGUGGAAAAUGUCCCGGACACUCCAGAAAGCCUCUUCAACUUCCUGAUCGAGAGAGUGCGCAACAAUCUGCACAUAGUCCUCUGUAUGAGCCCCGUGGGCGAUCCCUUCAGGAAUCGCAUCCGUCAGUACCCGGCCCUUGUGAACUGCACGACUAUUGACUGGUUUUCUGAGUGGCCUCUGGAGGCUCUGCUGGAGGUGGCGGAGAGAUAUUUGGAAGGCGUGGAAUUGGGAGGCAUGGAAGGGAUUAAUGGGAAGGUGGCUCGGAUCUUCGUCACCAUGCACCGCUCAGUAGCAGAUUAUUCCCACAAGAUGAAGCUGGAGGUAAAAAGACAAAAUUACAUCACCCCGACCAGCUACCUGGAGGUGGUGUCCCGAUACAAGAGCCUUCUGAGUGAAAAGCGCUCAGAGUUGGGUGAGAAGGCCUCCAAGCUGAGGAAUGGGCUCUACAAGAUCGAUGAGACCAGGGAGAAGGUGGAGAAGAUGUCAGAGCAGCUUGCAAUCGCCAGAAGUAAAGUGGCUGAGUUCCAAAAACAGUGUGAGGAGUAUCUGGUGAUCAUCGUCCAGCAGAGGAGGGAGGCCGAUGAGCAGCAGAAGACGGUGACAGCUCACAGUGAGAAGAUUGGAGCUGAGGAGAUAAAGUGUAAAGCUCUGGCAGACAAUGCCCAGAAAGACCUGGAGGAAGCUCUGCCAGCCCUGGAGGAGGCCAUGAGGGCCUUGGAAACUCUGAACAAGAGGGAUUUGACUGAGAUCAGAGCCUAUGGACGCCCUCCAGCUCUAGUGGAGACCGUAAUGCAAGCCGUCAUGAUCCUGCGGGGAAAUGAACCUACGUGGGCCGAGGCUAAGAGGCAGCUAGGAGAACUCAACUUCAUCAAACAGCUCAUACACUUUGAUAAGGACAACAUCUCGGAGCGGGUUCUGAAGAAGAUCGGACAGUAUUGCGUGCUGCCGGAUUUUCAGCCGGACAUUGUGGGCCGAGUGUCUCUGGCUGCUAGAUCUCUGUGCAUGUGGGUGCGGGCCAUGGAGAUGUACGGACGGAUAUUCCGGGUGGUGGAGCCGAAACGUGCCCGCAUGAACGCUGCCAUGUCCCAGCUGGCAGAAAAACAGGCGUCGCUGGCCGAAGCUCAGAAUAAACUGAGAGAGGUGGGUGAACGUCUGGAGCAGCUGAAGAUGCAGUAUGAUGAGAAACUGGCGCAGAAGGAGCAGCUGCGAGCAGAGGCUGAGAUCAUGGAGGUGAAGCUGCAGAGAGCAGGAACCCUGGUGACUGGACUGGCAGGAGAGAAGACUCGCUGGGAGGAGACGGUCAAGGGUCUGGAACAAGACCUGGGCUUCCUAGUCGGUGACUGCCUCCUGGCCUCGGCCUUCCUGUCAUACAUGGGUCCGUUUCUGUCCAACUACCGAGAGGAGAUACUUUCCAUUUGGAUUAAAGAGGUGCGAGAGAUGUUGGUGCCGUGCUCCCCUCACUUUUCCCUGACAACCUUCCUGUCCAGCCCCACCAUGGUGCGAGAGUGGAACCUGCGGGGGCUGCCCUCCGACAGCUUUUCCAGUGACAACGGCGUCAUCGUCACGCGAGGGAACAGGUGGCCGCUGAUGGUCGAUCCCCAAGGACAAGCCUCCAAGUGGAUAAAGAACAUGGAGUCCGCCAAUCAUCUUAAAGUGAUCGAUCUCCAGAUGCCGGAUUUCAUGCGAAUCCUGGAACAAGCGGUGCAGUUUGGAUUGCCAGCUCUUCUGCAGAAUGUCCAGGAGGAUCUAGACCCAUCUUUGUCUCCCAUCCUAAAUAAAUCAGUGACCAAAAUAGGCGGGAAGCUGCAGAUUCGUCUGGGCGAUAAGGAUGUCGUCUACAACCCUGAGUUCUGUUUCUACAUCACAACCAAACUGUCCAAUCCCCACUACACCCCCGAGAUCAGCUCCCAGACCACCAUCGUCAACUUUGCUGUGAAGGAGCAGGGGCUGGAGGACCAGCUACUGGGUAGCGUGGUGAGGAAGGAGCGACCCGAGCUGGAAGAGCAGAAACAAUCUCUGGUCUUGAACAUUGCGGCCGGGAAACGGAAACUCCAGGAGCUGGAAGACAAGAUUCUCAGGCUCCUAAACGAGGCAACAGGAUCCCUCCUGGACGACGUGCAGCUGGUGAACACCUUACAGACCUCAAAGGUGACGGCCACUGAGGUGAGCGAGCAGCUGGAGAGCAGCGAGGAGACCGAAGAGAAGAUCGAUCUGGCUAGAGAGGCGUACCGCCCCUGUGCCCAGCGAGCUUCUCUCCUCUUCUUCGUCUUGAAUGACCUGGGACGUAUUGACCCCAUGUAUCAGUUCUCCUUGGAUUCCUAUAUUGACCUAUUCCAUCUGAGCAUUGACAAGAGCAAGCGCAGCGCCAACCUGGAGGAGCGGAUCACCAACCUCAACGAGUAUCACACGUACGCCGUCUACAGGUACACCUGCCGCGCCCUCUUUGAAAGGCACAAGCUGCUCUUCAGCUUCCAGAUGUGCGCCAAGAUCCUCCAAGUGGCUGGAAAGCUCAACAUGGACGAAUAUAACUUCUUCCUGCGCGGGGGAGUGGUCCUGGACCGAGAAGAGCAGAUGGACAAUCCUUGCCCAGGGUGGCUUUCUGAUGCCAACUGGGAUAACAUUACAGAGCUGGACAAGCUGGCGAACUUCCAUGGCAUAAUGAACUCUUUUGAGCAGUAUCCACGAGACUGGCACCAGUGGUACACCAGCCCUGAGCCCGAGAGCUCCUGUCUGCCAGGUGAAUGGGAGAACGCCUGCAGCGAGGUGCAGAGGAUGCUGAUUGUCCGCUCCCUGCGGCAAGACCGCGUGGCCUUCUGCGUGACGGCCUUCAUCAUCAACAAUCUGGGGUCAAAGUUUACCGAGCCCCCUGUGCUGGAUAUGCGGGCGGUGGUUGAAGACUCCCUUCCUCGCUCUCCCCUGGUCUUCGUCCUCUCCCCUGGGGUAGAUCCGACCAGUGCCCUCCUUCAGCUGGCAGACCAGUGCGGGAUGUCCCAGAAAUUCCAGGCGCUCUCCCUAGGACAAGGCCAAGCUCCAAUCGCCACCCGCAUGAUCAAGGAGGGAGUCAAAGAUGGGUACUGGGUGUUCUUAGCCAAUUGUCACCUGUCGCUCUCAUGGAUGCCACAACUGGACAAGUUGGUGGAGCAGCUGCAGGUGGAGGACCCGCACCCCAGCUUCAGACUCUGGCUGAGCUCGAGCCCCCAUCCAGACUUUCCCAUCUCUAUACUCCAGGCCAGCAUUAAGAUGACCACCGAGCCCCCCAAGGGGCUGCGUGCCAACAUGAAGCGCCUGUACCAGCUGAUCACCGAGCCUCAGUUCUCCCGCUGCAGCAAGACAUCCAGCUACCGCCGCCUGCUCUUCUCUCUCUGCUUCUUUCACAGUGUCCUACUGGAGCGCAGGAAAUUCCUCCAGCUCGGCUGGAACAUUGUGUAUGGCUUCAAUGACUCUGACUUUGAGGUAUCGGAGAACCUGCUCAGUCUAUAUCUCGAUGAAUACGAGGAGACACCUUGGGAAGCCCUGAAGUAUCUGAUUGCAGGCGUCAAUUAUGGCGGUCAUGUGACAGACGACUGGGACCGACGGCUUCUAGGAACCUACAUUAAUGAUUACUUCUGUGAAUCUGCUCUGAGCACCCCAUUCUACAGACUCUCCAUCCUUGACACAUACUACAUCCCCCGAGAUGGGCCGCUGGCAUCAUACAAGGAGUUCAUUGGCUUGUUACCCACCGUGGAUCAUCCUGAGGCCUUCGGGCAGCACCCCAAUGCAGAUAUCGCCAGUCAGAUCACCGAGGCACGGACACUGUUUGACACGCUGCUCUCACUGCAACCCCAAGUCACUCAAAGCGCAUCUGGAGGACAAACCCGUGAGGACAAGGUGUUGGAGUUAUUGGAGGAUGUUCGACAGAAGAUUCCUCAAGAAAUUGAUUAUGAGGGAACAAGGAAAAUGCUGAGUGACGAUCCGAAUCCUCUGAACGUCGUCCUUUUACAAGAGAUCCAGAGAUACAACGCUCUGCUGAGCACAAUCAGGUCUUCGCUACUAGAUCUGGAACGUGGUAUUCAAGGCUUGGUGGUCAUGUCUACUGAGCUGGAGGAAAUCUUCACCUGCAUAUAUGACGCACGUGUACCCACACUGUGGGAGAAGGCUUACCCAUCGCUGAAACCACUGGCAUCCUGGACACGAGAUCUGGCCUUACGUGUGGAGAUGUUUGCUCGCUGGGCAGAGACAGCACAUCCACCCGUCCUUUAUUGGCUUUCAGCGUUCACAUUCCCAACUGGAUUUUUGACCGCCGUACUCCAGAGUGCAGCCAGACAAAACAAUGUGUCGGUCGAUUCUCUGUCCUGGGAAUUCAUUGUCUCCACAGUAGAUGAUAACAACCUGGUGUAUCCUCCAAAGGAUGGGGUAUGGGUCCGUGGCUUGUACCUGGAAGGCGCCGGCUGGGAUAAGAAGAACUCCUGUCUAAUGGACGCGGAACCAAUGCAGCUUGUGUGUCCUCUCCCAACUGUGCACUUCCGACCCACAGAGAGCAAGAAGAAGAGCAGCAAAGGACUGUAUUCCUGCCCCUGCUAUUACUACCCGGUCCGGUGUGGGUCCUCUGGUCGAGCUUCCUUUGUGAUCGGAGUGGAUCUUAAAACGGGGUCGUCACCACCGGAGCACUGGAUCAAGAGAGGAACCGCUUUACUCAUGAGUCUGGACAGUUAGAGCAGCGGGUCUUCUCGCCACCGGUUCCAUUGCUCGGUCUGCAGAUGGGUCCUGUAUAGUCCAUAUAUGUAUUUAUUCCUGUAAAUGGCCUUUGCAGCACAUUAAAGU
Molecule: messenger RNA, 13663 nt
Organism: Bufo bufo (common toad)
Lineage: Eukaryota; Metazoa; Chordata; Amphibia; Anura; Bufonidae
Gene: DNAH2
Product: dynein axonemal heavy chain 2
Exons: 88
Coding region: 92-13555 (4487 amino acids)
Biological process (GO): microtubule-based movement
Cellular component (GO): dynein complex
Molecular function (GO): minus-end-directed microtubule motor activity; dynein light intermediate chain binding; ATP binding
Source: RefSeq, a predicted model, not a curated record